UAAGACUGGCAUUCUGUCAAAGUUCAUUUCAUAUUUUCGUGAGUCUAUUUUCCAAAUUUAUUCGUCAAAAUUCAAAAUUUUUUGUUAAAUUAAAUAUAUUUCGAAUGUCUUCGGCAUCUAUAAGAUCCAGUCGAUCCAGUCGAUCCAGUUCUAGUGAAGGUUCUUUCACAUCUAUUGAACAAGCAGCAACGAGUCGUUCGGAUUUAAAUGUGGUGGAUCCAGUGGACCCAGUAGAGGAUAUAGUGGAGUAUACCGAUGUGCCUCUUUGCAGAAUCUGCUGGUUGGAUGGAUCGAUUGACGAACUAAUACCUCUACCCUGUAAAUGCCAGGGAACUGUGGGAAACGCUCAUGCGGCUUGUUUAAAAGAAUGGGAGCGAGUGCGCAAGAGUAGACGAUGUGAAAUUUGCAAAGAGGUCUACAUGAAGAAACGACAUUUCGUGACGGUCUUACGAAGCUUCUUCCAAUAUCAAUAUGCCGGCAUUCUCUUUUGUAAGAUAUCGAACAUAUCAGCCACAGCGUUGAUAGCAUACGCAAACAUUGUGUUGGGAGAAAUGAACAUUACGUAUUUAAAUUCAACGAUUAAGGCCUCAUCAGGCAGAAGUGGUAUCAGUUACCCUGUGAUGCUACUUUCAGCGGCGAUUUUUCCAUAUUUUGUCAUCAACUAUUUCGCUGUGGAUUUCGCAAUGUCUGAAAUGAUAGACUGCUACCACAUCAUUUAUAAUUGGUGGGCUAACGAAAGAUGAGCUAACUGGCAUCUUGGCACCAAAUCACAAUAGUUUAUCAAAUCGAACGUAGCGCUAUGAACUCGAUCAUCAAGACAUGAAUCAUGAAUUGAGAAGUACAUCUAGACCGCUGGCUCAAAUAUGCAUAACGAUGGGUCAGAACAUAAUCCGGAUCACUUUGAAAUUCUUAUAUUCGAUGCUUCAUUAAAGAAAAACCUUA
This is a messenger RNA of Bradysia coprophila, 942 nucleotides long. RefSeq lists its product as uncharacterized. Gene Ontology annotation, molecular function: zinc ion binding. The record is from RefSeq and is a predicted model, not a curated record. NCBI's taxonomy places the organism in Eukaryota, Metazoa, Arthropoda, Insecta, Diptera, Sciaridae.